Molecule: messenger RNA, 3114 nt
Organism: Schistocerca cancellata (South American locust)
Lineage: Eukaryota; Metazoa; Arthropoda; Insecta; Orthoptera; Acrididae
Exons: 5
Coding region: 58-2868 (936 amino acids)
Cellular component (GO): extracellular region
Molecular function (GO): chitin binding
Source: RefSeq, a predicted model, not a curated record
GUCACACGAUCAACAAAUCGGACCGGUGUUGCGGCAGGACCACAGCACACUUGUGCAAUGAGAGCUACGGCGGUGUGGGCGGCGCUGCUGCUACAGCUGGCAGUCGUAGCGGCGGCGCCCUGGAACAUGGGCUGCCUCUUCUCCAGGGACCCAGACUGUUGGCGAUUGCACGCAGGUACAAGUGUGGAUAAUCACGCCCUUGGGACACUUCACACACAGAAUUCGGCACUUACCCCAGCAAAGGACAAGACUGACAACAGAUGGCCACAUAUCCGACAGCAGGAAGCAGAAAAUGGGGAAAGUGAACAAAAUCAUCUAGCCGAUGUAAAGAAAAAGUACUUACAUGAAUUGACGAGACUCUUACAAGGUAUUAUGCCAGAGAGGGAAGACAGAAGUAGGAGCGACAGCGACAGUAUCAGUGACAGCAGCAGCAGCAGCAGCAGCAGCAGCAGUAGCGACAGCGACAGCAGCAGCAGCAGCAGCAGUAGCAGUGAAGAGAACAAUAUUAGUAACACUGAAAACAGUAGCAGUAAUGAAUUUGGAAGUGGACAAGAUGGACUUAGUGGAGAGAAUGGAAGUGGAAGUGGAGGUGGUAGUGGAGGACAAGCUGGUAGUGGAGGAUCUGGAAGUGGCAGUGGAAAUGGUGGAAACGGUGGUAAUGGAGGCAAUGGUGGGGACGGAGGAGACAGUGUAACUGGAGGAGAUGGAGGGGAUGGUGGAAAUGGAGGUAAUGGUGGAGAUGCAGGCGACAGCAGCAAUGGAGGUGAUGCCGGUGAUGGAGGAGAUGGUGGUGAUGGAGGCAAUGGUGGUGAUGCUGGGGAUGGAGGUGAUGGUGGAAAUGGCGGCGAUGGUGGAGAUGGAGGUGAUGGAAGCAGUGGUGGUGAUGCUGGCAAUGGAGGUGAUGGUGGCAAUGGUGGUGAUGGAGGCAAUGGAGGUAGUGGCGGUGAUGCUGGAGAUGGAGGAGAUGGUGGUGAUGGUGGUGAUGGUGGCAAUGGUGGCGAUGCUGGUGAUGGAGGUGAUGGUGGAAAUGGUGGUAAUGGAGGAGAUGGAGGUGAUGGAGGCAGUGGUAGUGAUACUGGUAAUGGAGGAGAUGGUGGUGAUGGUGGUGAUGGAGGCAAUGGUGGUGAUGGUGGCGAUGGAGGCAAUGGUGGUGAUGCUGGAGAUGGAGGUAAUGGAGGCAAUGGUGGUGAUGCUGGUGAUGGAGGUGAUGGUGGAAAUGGAGGUAAUGGCGGAGAUGGAGGUGAAGGAGGCAGUGGUGGUGAUGCAGGAGAUGGUGGAGAUGGUGGCGAUGGAGGAAAUGGCGGUGAUGCUGGCGAUGGAGGUGAUGGUGGAAAUGGUGGUGAUGGUGGAGAUGGAGGUGAUGGAGGCAGUGGUAGUGAUGCUGGCAAUGGAGGAGAUGGUGGUGAUGGUGGUGAUGGAGGCAAUGGUGGUGAUGCUGGUGAUGGAGGAGAUGGCGGUGAUGGUGGCAAUGGAGGCAAUGGUGGUGAUGCUGGAGAUGGUGGAAAUGGAGGCAAUGGAGGUGAUGGAGGCAGUGGUGGUGAUGCUGGCAAUGGAGGAGAUGGUGGAGAUGGUGGAAAUGGCGGUGAUGGUGGAGAUGGAGGUGAUGGAGGCAGUGGUGGUGAUGCUGGCAAUGGAGGUGAUGGUGGAAAUGGUGGUGAUGGUGGAGAUGGAGGCAAUGGUGGUGGUUCUGGCAGUGGUGGCAGUGGAGGAAGUGGAGGAGAUGGUGGUAAUGGUGGCAGUGGUGGCAGUGAUGGCAGUGAUGGUAGUGAUGGCAAUGAUGGCAGUGACGGAGGCAGUGGUGAUGAUGCUGGAAAUGGAGGUGAUGGUGGCGAUGGAGGAGAUGGAGGUAAUGGAGGCAGUGGUGGCGAUGCUGGUGAUGGUGGUGAUGGAGGCAAUGGUGGUGAUGCUGGUAAUGGAGGUGAUGGUGGAAAUGGUGGAGAUGGAGGUGAUGGAGGCAGUGGUGGAGAUUCUGGCAAUGGAGGUGAUGGUGGAAAUGGUGGAAAUGGAGGUGAUGGAGGCAGUGGUGGAGAUUCUGGCAAUGGAGGUGAUGGUGGAAAUGGUGGAGAUGGAGGUGAUGGAGGCAGUGGUGGAGAUUCUGGCAAUGGAGGUGAUGGUGGAAAUGGUGGAGAUGGAGGUGAUGGAGGCAGUGGUGGAGAUUCUGGCAAUGGAGGUGAUGGUGGAAAUGGUGGAGAUGGAGGUGAUGGAGGCAGUGGUGGAGAUUCUGGCAAUGGAGGUGAUGGUGGAAAUGGUGGUGAAGGAGGAGAUGGUGGUAAUGGUGGUGAUUCUGGCAAUGGAGGAGAUGGUGGAGAUGGUGGUGAUGGUGGAAAUGGAGGCAGUGGUGGUGAUGCUGGUGAUGGAGGUAAUGGUGGCAAUGGUGGUGAUGGAGGUGAUGGUGGUGAUGCUGGUAAUGGUGGAGGUGGAGGAAGUGGAGGUGAUGGUGGAAAUGGAGGAGAUGGAGGAGAUGGAGGCAAUGGUGGUAAUGGUGGCAACGGAGGUAAUGGUGGAGAUGGUGGAGAUGGCGGUAAUGGAGGUAAUGGAGGUGAUGGUGGAGAUGGUGGUGAUGGUGGCAACGGAGGUAAUGGAGGUAAUGAUGAUGAUGGCCAGUCUAAUAAUGAAAGUGGCAGCAGUGAUGGAGGCAGUGAUUCUGAUGGUGGCAUUGGUGACUGCCCGGCCGUCGGCAGUUGUCCAUUACACGAAGAUGCUGGAUCAGAUGUUACACUGUUGCCCCAUGCCACUGAUUGUGGACAGUAUUGUGUAUGCGACCAUGGCGUUCCAGUAGCCAUGCCUUGUCCUGCAGGUCUCCACUUCAACCCAGAGCUGAGAGUCUGCGACUGGCCAUAUGCUGCUGGUUGUGAGGUACAGAACUAACUCAGCAGUGUAUAUUCUUUGUGACACAAAUCCUUAGUAGACAACAUUAAUGUGUUAUACUGUGUUUGUAAUCAUAAUUUGAUGUAUGUCGUUUUUGGAAGAGGAUGUAGCAUCUGCAACUACUGUCUUAUAUUGUUUUAUUGUGCAUUUUAUGUUUAACUUGGAGGAACAUUUGUUUACUGACUGAUCUAUUUUAUUUUGUUUUUAUUAAAAAAUCUUUGUCAUUGCUUGAUGUAGUCCUUUAAA